CAAUCGGAACUUGCUGUGAAUCGGUCGCUAUCGCACCUCUCGGUUUAAGGCGUUCUACAGAGAGUGAGGGUCUCAAAAACAAUGCUAGCAAGCUGGACAUGAGUGUGGAUAAUACCCAAUCAUAGCGAAUUUCGCCUCAAAGUGAUAGUAGUGGCUGUAGAAUGAGUUCGCCUCGCCCUUAUCUAACUAACUAAGAUCUAAUCGCAAUCGGUGGCAGAUAAAGCCUGAUAAAGUUUAAAACACAGCGGUGAAGAACUUUAAAGAAAACAAAACUCGCUUUGUGCAAUAUUUGCUGAAGGAACACGGGUAACCAAGUUGAUUAUUUCACAAAUUGGUUUAUGCAAAUUCUGUUUGCUCUGGCAGUUCCCAUCUGUCUGCCUUAUGUGAUAUAAAGUUCAAAGUGCCAUCGGCAAGUGGAACUACACAACUACAUGACAAUUAGACAAGCGACGGGAGCAAGCAACUGCAAAACCAGCAACAAAAUGACAAACUGCCAAAGUUCAGUGUUCAUAGUCGUAGGCACCCUGUUUUCCAUCCUGGCAGCGGCUCAAACGGCACCCGUUUCCACCACCACACAGGCAGAGAUUUACCUGUCCCAGUUUGGCUAUCUACCCGCCUCAGCCCGCAAUCCUGCCAGCAGUGGGCUCCAUGACCAGCAGACCUGGGUCAGCGCCAUCGAGGAGUUCCAGAGCUUUGCGGGACUGAAUAUCACCGGUGAGCUGGAUGCGGAGACCAUGAAACUGAUGUCCCUGCCACGUUGUGGAGUGCGGGAUCGCGUGGGCACCGGCGACAGUCGCUCCAAGAGAUAUGCUCUCCAGGGCAGUCGCUGGCGUGUGAAGAACCUCACCUACAAGAUCUCCAAGUACCCCAAGCGACUGAAGCGCGUGGAUGUGGAUGCGGAGAUCGGACGCGCCUUUGCCGUGUGGUCCGAGGACACCGAUCUGACCUUCACCAGGAAGACCUCCGGCCCCGUGCACAUCGAGAUCAAGUUCGUGGAGAGCGAGCAUGGUGAUGGCGAUGCCUUCGAUGGUCAGGGUGGCACCUUGGCCCAUGCCUUCUUCCCUGUCUUCGGAGGAGAUGCCCACUUCGAUGAUGCGGAACUGUGGACCAUUGGCUCGCCGCGUGGCACCAAUCUCUUCCAGGUGGCCGCCCAUGAAUUUGGUCAUUCCCUAGGUCUGUCCCACUCCGAUCAGAGCUCAGCUUUAAUGGCUCCCUUCUACCGUGGCUUCGAACCCGUCUUUAAGCUGGACGAGGACGACAAGUCGGCCAUCCAGUCGCUUUAUGGCAGGAAGACCAACCAGCUGAGACCCACCAACAACUACCCGCCCACCACUCAGCGGCCAUUCACACCGCCCAAGGUCCCACUGGACGACUCCAUCUGCAAGGACUCCAAGGUGGACACUCUCUUCAAUUCGGCGCAGGGCGAGACAUUCGCCUUCAAGGGCGACAAGUUCUACAAGCUGACCACCGAUUCCGUGGAGGAGGGCUACCCGCAGCUCAUCUCGAAGGGCUGGCCAGGAUUGCCGAGCAACAUCGAUGCAGCUUUCACGUAUAAGAACGGCAAGACGUACUUCUUCAAGGGAACCCAGUACUGGCGUUACCAGGGUCGCCAGAUGGACGGCGUCUACCCCAAGGAGAUCAGCGAGGGCUUCACGGGCAUUCCCGAUCAUCUGGAUGCGGCGAUGGUCUGGGGAGGCAAUGGCAAGAUCUACUUCUUCAAGGGCAGCAAAUUCUGGCGAUUCGAUCCGGCCAAAAGGCCACCAGUGAAGUCCAGCUAUCCCAAGCCGAUCUCCAACUGGGAGGGUGUACCCAAUAACCUGGAUGCUGCGCUCAAGUACACCAAUGGAUACACGUACUUCUUCAAGGGCGACAAGUACUACCGAUUCCACGAUGCCCGAUUUGCUGUUGACUCGGCCACGCCCCCCUUCCCCAGACCCACCGCCCACUGGUGGUUCGGCUGCAAGAACACGCCCUCGUCCACAGGUAAUAUCGUCGAGGGUUCCGACAACGAGUUCCAACAGCACUCCAUGAUCUCGCAUGCCGACGAUGGUAAUGGUGAUGAUUUCGACGCAGCCGUGGGCGAUCAUCAGCCCAACGAAGAGCCGAUCGCACCGGAAGUGGCGGAGCGAACCGGAAAUGGAGCCUUGUCGCAAACGAAAAUGUCGAGCACCAGCGCCGUUAGCACUGUGAUUACCACCAUCCUGAUGUGCCUCGUCUCCAAGCUCAUCGUUAGCUAAAAGAGCCUCUGAUCCCAGCAACCUAUAGGCAAUGCAUUUUGAGAACCUUAGGAACAAAGCUAGCAACUCGAGUAAAGUUUACAAAAUUUUACCGCACGUUGGUCACCAAUAGUGCUUGAAAUUCAAAUGCGUAACCAUCAUAUCGAAUACGAUGAGAGGAAAUCCAAAUAAACAAAUAAUGAAAAAUACAAAUUGAAAUCGAACAGAAUAUCAAUUGUAAAUUGAGCGAUCAGCAUGUGAAACAGGUGCCUUAUCAAAUACUUUUGUUGUUGUGUAAAUAAAAUCAGCCUUAAAUAUAAUGAAAUAGUUUAUAACAUUCCGCAUUCUAACGACAAACCGAUCAGAAGUCAUAUCAUAGCACAAGUUAUUUAUGUAGUCAACUGUUUUGGUAAUGACAAAUUGCGAUAUUAAAUUUAACGAGCCAUAUGCAAUGAAUUGGAGAGAACCAAACAAAAAUUAAAUACUGAACAUUGAACGUACUUUAGUUUAGAUAUAAUUGUUAAUGUGUGCACAUGGGACAUGGACUUCCGAGAGUUCCUCCAGCUGUGCAACGAUUUCGCAACCGUAAGAGUUUUAAGUUUUACGAAACGAUACGCGACUUGACCAUAUAUAAACUAAUAUGAAAAUCAUCAUCGAGUACAUAUGAUUAUUGUAUAAGUGAUAUUUAAGACAGUCCCUUAAGCGAUAUUUGUUCGGGUUUAAUAUUUAAAACCGAAAUAUUAUUUAACUUACGUAUUAUUAUGUGUAAUUUUAUUUUAUAUACCAUAAAUGUACGCUGAAAUGAGAGAAACUGAACAAAAAACGAAAAGAUAACAAAU
This is a messenger RNA of Drosophila subpulchrella, 3055 nucleotides long. RefSeq names its product matrix metalloproteinase-14 (gene Mmp1). Gene Ontology annotation, molecular function: zinc ion binding; metalloendopeptidase activity. The transcript has 6 exons. The record is from RefSeq and is a predicted model, not a curated record. Gene Ontology annotation, biological process: proteolysis; extracellular matrix organization; collagen catabolic process. NCBI's taxonomy places the organism in Eukaryota, Metazoa, Arthropoda, Insecta, Diptera, Drosophilidae. Gene Ontology annotation, cellular component: extracellular matrix. Bases 432 to 2237 code for a protein of 601 amino acids.